This is a messenger RNA of Chroicocephalus ridibundus (black-headed gull), 10651 nucleotides long. RefSeq names its product potassium sodium-activated channel subfamily T member 1 (gene KCNT1). Gene Ontology annotation, cellular component: plasma membrane. Gene Ontology annotation, molecular function: outward rectifier potassium channel activity; intracellular sodium-activated potassium channel activity. The record is from RefSeq and is a predicted model, not a curated record. The transcript is spliced from 31 exons. Gene Ontology annotation, biological process: potassium ion transmembrane transport. The coding region runs from base 3028 to 7074 and encodes 1348 amino acids. NCBI's taxonomy places the organism in Eukaryota, Metazoa, Chordata, Aves, Charadriiformes, Laridae.
GGAUGCCUGGCCAUGGUAGCAGGGAGAGGUUGGUUCUGAUGGACCAGCUUGGCUGAGCUGCUGUGAAGGCAGAGCCUGUCAGGGUGUUUUGAGGCGGUUAAUGCAGUCAGAAUUUAGCUUGAUUUUUUUGUUUGAAGUUAACUCCUUGACAACAAAAUUAAAGGGUGCGUUUUAGAUGAUAUAAUCUCCUUCCCUCAGCUGGAAAUGGAGUAGGAGCUUUGAUACUUUCUGAUGGUUGCUGUUGCCUGGUAAAAGCUGUCAGUUGACCAGCCGUGGGUCGGCUCUGGCGUGUUGGUGCCGGUGCUGGAGCGGGCUGUCGGACCACGGCAGCGCCCUGGUCCCCGUCAUGCCGAGCCCUUGUCGUGCCCUCCCUCCUCCUGGGGCCAGCAGCCCCAAGGGACCCUCACCCCGCGGGCACUGCCGGGGCUCAGCCGGGACAUACGGCUCCAGGGGCGCAGCCCAGGAAGCAGCAAGGGCAGGUUGUCUCCACGGGAAUAUGUUCUUUCUACAUGCUUUUAUUUCUUCAUCUCUUUGCAGUGAUAAACACCCCUUUCCCCCGCUGAGAUCCGCUUCAGUUGAUUUCCCACUGUUUCUUCUUCCUGCAGCCAUUAUGACGGGUUAAUACAUGGGCUACUUUGUCAUAAAAAGUUACAUGUCUUCUAAUCAUUCAGUUCUUUUAUCUGUCAGCGUUUAUAUUCAUAGUCUCGAGGUGGGCUGCAACGCUAUAGAUCAGCAAACCAUCUGUCUGGCGACAGAGAUUUAUGUUGCUGUUUGUUUCUUUGGUACGGAGGCAAAUGUCUGGGAGAGGAAUCGUGCUCCCUGAAAUCUCCCUCUCCUCCAUGCGCUUAAUCCUCAGGAACUCUGAUGAAUGGGGUGCCCAGCGCCCACGACGGAGCUGACGGCCAGUUCCUAGCAUUUCCUGGGCAUUUUUAAUAAGGAGAAGGAGCAAUUAGCUUGUGUGCGCAGUUGAUUUAUGCCCUGACACAGAUAAAUCGUUUGCCAAGUCUGGCUUUGGAAACAAUUAAUUUUAACGCGUGUUAAAGCUGUGCUUACGAAGCUCUGCGUUUAUGGCCGCUUGCUCCUGCGACAUCGCGCAGGCUGAGACAGCGCUCGUAAAUUCUCCUGCUCUCUCCCCAGCGCUGCCGUCCCCGCGGCAGGGUCCGUGGUUGCCCACCCCUCUCCCUGCCGCCUUCUCCUGCCAGCGAUGCGGCUGGUGAACACGCGCCGGGUUCGGUGCAAAGCCACCCCUGGUCCCCUGCCCUGCCCUUGGGCUGCUGCUCCCCGCGAGCGCGGGGGCCCCGGGGAGAUGCAGGGUCAGCUCCUCUCCCUGCCAGCUGGGCACGUUUGGGGUGAGGCACGAUCUUGGUGAAACCCCGCAGCUGCCGCCACGGGUGCGUUUGCGUUUCAGCAUUUUCUUCGCUUGAUGCCAUUCGACGUCCCGGUGAGGAGCGACGUGCUCGUGUCGCUGCCGAUGGGUUUGCUGAGCGCUGCCAGCCGGACCUGGGCACCCUUCCCCUGGGUUUUGCAACCAGCACAGUGCCAAAUGUCUUAACAGGGUUGGUGACUGCCCCACUGAGCCUGUUGGUUAUUGUCACCUCUGUCACGGAGCUGCUCGGUGCAUAACGUCCCGCCAAGGGACCUGGGCAGGACAGAGGGUUUGCAGGGUGGGCGAUAGGAGCUCAGCGUUUGCUUCCUAGUUAAGGCUCCCGAUUACUUUAAUAGCUAAGGCUCACAAUUUCUUUCCUCUCCGGCUACACGGAUGGGGAGAAGAUGACCCCGCAGCAUGGAGCCCCUCGGCUCUGCCCGCAGCAGCUCCGUAGCCGGAGGGGCUCGGACGCGUGUGUCUCACCCACCCCCUGGUCCAGGCUGUGCUGCUCCGCGGCGUUAGGGAGAUGCUGAAGGAUGGGCUCUCGGGGCGGAUCAGCCACCCCAAGCACAUCACCUGGUCGCUGCCAGCCACCAGCCCAGGCAGCUGCCGGUGGGUUCCCACUGUGUCACUCCAAGGGAGGUUCAACCAGAGAGCAGAUAGAGGCAGAAGCACGCAAAGUUUGACAGUCCCUAUAAAAUUUUUAUCCCAGCUCUCGUGCCUGAGCAGAGGGCUUUGUUUCUGUGCAUUUGCUUUUUGCACGUAAGAGCCUUGCGAAUUAAAAAUCUGACUUUUCAACCUCAUAAGAGAGUCCACAAGAAGCCCCGAGGAGCUCUCAAGGGUGUGUGACGCUUUUUACAUGUUGGGCAGUUUCCCCACAAGCGGUCAGGCCGGCUGGGAAAUGCCAGCGGGUGCCGGUGGGUACCAGGAUGGGGGACUCCCGAGCAAUGAGGGUCUCAUAAAACCCCUUCCCAGCUUGCUGCCUGAUCAGCUCAGCACUAACGCUCGGUAAAUAUUUGUUUAUCCCUCUGUUGUCAGAGCGAGUAGCAGCUGCUUUCCAAUAAAUCACGAUUCGGUGGCGUGCGGCAGGCGGCACGCUGGGCUGGAGCCGGCACCGCGUGCGCAGGGGGGUCGCACGGGUGGAAUAGAAUGGGGUGGUGUGUUGAAUGACUGACGCUGUGGAUUUUGCUCACCUUGGUCUGUGCCUUGGCUUGGUAAUGUGCCUGAUUAACGAGAUCUUGAUGACCUCUUCCAAGCAGUUAAAAAGACAGUGAUAAUAGUAGCACUUACUUAAGAGACUUGUUGAAUACAGUGAAAUAGGAGAAACGGCUAAUUCAUUGCACUUAACUCCAUUAGCAGCUGUAGCAGUAAUGAGCAAACUUCGUCUUGCUCAGAGUCUAAAGCCGAGGCAUCAGAAACCAAUCCCUUUGAGCCUGCUCUUAGCAGGCGUGUGAUUUAUAACCCUGCCUGGUGUGAAUAAGUAAGUUUGCAAAGGGCUGCGGGUGUUCGUAAGUAGGAGGAGAGGUGGGUGGCAGAUGCGCUGAGCAGGGAUCAGUCUUCCCUGCACACCCUUAGUCUGGGUGUGCUUGAUCCCAGACCCCACUGACCCCCGUGGGGAGGAGCCUCCAGCCUUGACGAGGCUUUUCCCAGUCCACGCGGUCAUGGGCAUCCACCCGGCACGUGGGGACCGGCAGGAGGGCUGUGGGUGGGAGUCGGUGAUGGAGACCAGAGCGACUGAAGAUGAAGAGCCCGUGGUGGUCACGGCAGUGAACGGGGCAAUUUCGGUUUCAUCUGCGGCUCCUCCCGGCCGGUUUCUGGGAAGUGCCCCGGCGGGUGGCUCUCUGCCACAGCGCCUUGUCCCCGUGCCACAAGUCACCAGCGGCUCCGAAUGCCAAGUGACGUUUGGAGUCGGUUGGCAGCUCCUGGGUUUUUCUGGAAUGGCCAAGUGUGGUAUCUUAGCAACAAAGGGAAUUUUUCUCAUUUUAGAUCAGAUUUGUUUCUUAACAGCUUCAAUGCUGAAUGUUGCUCCUACCCGGGCAGAACCAGGGCAUGGGCGUACCGGGGCUGUCACCCUCGCUGGCUCCUCUCUGCUGCAGCCACGAGGGGUUGGAGCAGAUAAAACAUUGCUGGGGGACACUGCUCCAAGGCCACAACUUCUCAGAGAGGCUUUGGAUGUUGCAAAGUGUGUGGGAAAGGAGAAGUUUGCAAGUCAGAUGUCAACCGGUUGCACGGUGCAGGUCGAGUUCUACGUGAAUGAAAACACCUUCAAGGAGCGUCUGAAGCUCUUCUUCAUCAAAAACCAGCGAUCGAGCCUGAGGAUCCGGCUCUUCAACUUCUCGCUGAAGCUGCUCACCUGCCUCCUGUACAUCGUCCGCGUCCUGCUGGACAACCCGGAGGAGGGCAUAGGCUGCUGGGAAUGCGAAAAGCAGAAUUACACCACGUUCAACCAGUCCACGAAGAUAAACUGGUCACACAUCUUCUGGGUGGAUAGAAAAAUGCCGCUGUGGGCUGUGCAGGUCAGCAUAGCUUUAAUCAGCUUUCUGGAGACCAUGCUGCUCAUCUAUCUCAGCUACAAGGGGAACAUCUGGGAACAGAUCUUUCGCAUUUCAUUCAUCCUUGAGAUGAUCAACACGGUGCCAUUUAUUAUCACGAUAUUUUGGCCUCCUUUGCGGAAUUUGUUCAUCCCCGUGUUUCUGAACUGCUGGCUUGCCAAGUACGCCCUGGAGAACAUGAUUAACGACCUGCACCGAGCCAUACAAAGGACACAGUCUGCGAUGUUUAACCAGGUGCUCAUUCUGAUCUGCACCCUCCUGUGUCUCGUUUUCACGGGGACCUGUGGCAUCCAGCACUUAGAAAGAGCAGGUGAGAAGCUCUCCCUCUUCAAGUCCUUCUAUUUCUGCAUCGUCACUUUUUCCACCGUGGGCUACGGAGACGUGACACCAAAGAUCUGGCCUUCCCAGCUCCUCGUCGUGAUAAUGAUUUGCGUCGCCCUGGUUGUGCUGCCGCUGCAGUUUGAGGAGCUCGUCUACCUGUGGAUGGAGCGGCAGAAGUCGGGGGGCAAUUACAGCCGUCACCGUGCCCAGACAGAGAAACACGUUGUCCUUUGUGUCAGCUCCCUCAAGAUUGAUCUCCUCAUGGACUUCCUCAAUGAGUUUUACGCCCACCCGCGCCUGCAGGAUUACUACGUGGUGAUACUUUGCCCGACAGAGAUGGACAUCCAGGUGCGGCGGGUCCUGCAGAUCCCUCUGUGGUCGCAGCGAGUGAUCUACCUCCAGGGCUCUGCGCUGAAGGACCAGGACCUCAUGAGAGCCAAGAUGGACAACGGAGAAGCCUGCUUCAUUCUCAGCAGCCGGAAUGAGGUGGACCGCACCGCGGCGGACCACCAGACCAUCCUGAGAGCCUGGGCUGUGAAAGAUUUUGCUCCAAACUGUCCUCUCUACGUUCAGAUCCUAAAGCCUGAAAACAAGUUUCACGUGAAGUUCGCCGAUCACGUCGUCUGCGAAGAGGAGUGCAAAUACGCCAUGCUGGCGUUGAACUGCGUCUGCCCCGCCACCUCCACCCUCAUCACGCUGCUGGUGCACACCUCCCGCGGCCAGGAGGGCCAGGAGUCGCCGGAGCAGUGGCAGCGGAUGUACGGGCGCUGCUCGGGCAAUGAGGUCUACCACAUCCGGAUGGGCGACAGCAAGUUCUUCAUGGAGUACGAGGGGAAGAGCUUCACCUACGCCGCCUUCCACGCGCACAAGAAGUACGGCGUCUGCCUGAUCGGCAUCCGGAGGGAGGAGAACAAGAGCAUCCUGCUGAACCCUGGCCCGCGGCACAUCAUGGCAGCGUCCGACACCUGCUUCUACAUCAACAUCACCAAGGAGGAGAACUCCGCCUUCAUCUUCAAGCAGGAGGAGAAGCAGAAGAAGAAGGGCUUUGCGGGGAGGGGCACCUACGACGGCCCGUCCCGCCUGCCCGUGCACAGCAUCAUCGCCAGCAUGGGUACAGUAGCCAUGGACCUGCAAAACACGGAGUGCCGCCCCGCUAACAGCAGCAAGCUGACGUUGCCGGCGGAGAACGGCUCGGGCAACCGCCGGCCCAGCAUCGCGCCCGUCCUCGAGCUGGCCGACACCUCAUCCCUGCUGCCCUGCGACCUGCUCAGCGACCAGUCGGAAGACGAAAUGACGCAGUCGGACGAGGAGGGCUCGGCCGUUGUGGAGUACGUGAAGGGCUACCCACCGAACUCCCCCUACAUUGGGAGCUCCCCGACUCUGUGCCACCUUUUACCGGAGAAAGCCCCUUUCUGCUGCCUGAGGCUGGACAAGGGCUGCAAGCACAACAGCUUUGAAGACGCCAAAGCCUACGGGUUUAAGAACAAACUGAUUAUCGUUUCGGCGGAGACGGCUGGGAACGGACUGUAUAACUUCAUCGUCCCCCUUCGUGCGUACUAUCGGUCCCGCAAAGAGUUGAAUCCAAUUGUGUUGCUGCUGGACAACAAGCCCGAGCACCACUUUCUGGAAGCCAUCUGUUGUUUCCCCAUGGUUUACUACAUGGAGGGCACGAUCGACAACCUGGACAGCUUGCUGCAGUGCGGCAUCAUCUACGCUGACAACCUGGUGGUUGUGGACAAGGAGAGCACGAUGAGCGCUGAGGAGGACUACAUGGCGGAUGCAAAGACGAUUGUCAAUGUCCAGACCAUGUUCAGGCUCUUCCCCAGCCUCAGCAUUAUCACGGAGCUGACCCACCCCUCCAACAUGAGGUUCAUGCAGUUCAGAGCAAAGGACAGUUACUCUCUUGCCCUUUCCAAGCUAGAAAAGAAAGAGCGAGAGAAUGGCUCCAACCUGGCCUUCAUGUUCCGGCUGCCCUUCGCGGCCGGGAGGGUCUUCAGCAUCAGCAUGCUGGACACGCUGCUCUACCAGUCGUUCGUGAAGGACUACAUGAUCACCAUCACGCGGUUGCUGCUGGGCCUCGACACCACGCCGGGCUCCGGCUACCUCUGUGCGAUGAAGAUCACUGAAGAUGACCUGUGGAUCCGGACGUACGGCCGCCUCUUCCAGAAGCUCUGCUCCUCCAGUGCGGAGAUUCCCAUUGGGAUUUACAGGACAGAGUCGCACAUGUUCGCAACCUCUGAGCCCCACGACAUCCGAGCGCAGUCACAGAUCUCAAUCAAUGUUGAGGACUGCGAGGACACGAAGGAUGUCAAGGAGCACUGGGGCAUCAAGACCAGCCACCACAGGAACUCGUGCUCCAGCGACCAGUCCGAGCACCCGCUGCUGCGGCGCAAGAGCAUGCAGUGGGCUCGCCGCCUGAGCAGGAAGGGCAACAAGCACUCCAGCAAGACGGCCGAGUGGAUCAGCCAGCAGCGCCUCAGCCUCUACCGGCGCUCCGAGAGGCAGGAGCUUUCCGAGCUGGUCAAAAACCGUAUGAAGCACCUGGGCUUGCCCACGACCGGGUACGAGGAUGUAGCAAAUUUAACAGCCAGUGAUGUGAUGAAUCGGGUAAACCUGGGAUAUUUGCAAGACGAGAUGAAUGACCACCAGAACACGUUGUCCUACGUCCUGAUCAAUCCCCCCCCGGACACGCGGCUGGAGCUCAACGACAUCGUGUACCUGAUCCGCUCCGACCCGCUGGCCCACGUGGCCAAUGAUGGCCACAGUCGCAAGAGCAGCUGCAGCAACAAGCUGGGCCCCUGCAACCCUGAAACACGCGACGAGACCCAGCUGUGAGCAGCGUCCCCCCCCAACCCCAUGCCCCGUGUCCCUGCCGGGGCUGGCGGGCUCCGGGGGGAGGCGGUGAAGAAGAGGAUGGCCAGGCAGAGGGGAAGGCUGCUGCCGCCUGCGGGUGCCUGUUGUGCUGGGGGAAGGCGAUGCCCAGCCUGGCUUUGGGCCACCAAAGGGGUGCCCGGACCCCCAGCGGGACGGGACAGCCGGACAGACCGACGGUCGUACGCCCCGUGGCUUUUAACCUUUUAUACGAAUACCGCAACUAGUGAGAAAUUCUUCGCUGGUGCUGGUGGGACGUGGCUGAGAGCAGCCGCCAAAUGACCCUGUGCGAGCAGGAGGACGGUGGUUAAUAUUGCCCCCCCCAUGAUGCACGUUGGUUGCAUUUGAUGGGGCUUGUCCAUGCAAGAGCAAAACUGCACCGACACCCUCCUCCUUCACUGGGUGUCCCCGGGGGUACCCAAACUUCUGCUCUUUCACCCAACCCGUGUUCUUCAUCCUCCAUUGGUUUUCCAUUAUGGGUGUUGAUGUGAGAGCGCGUGGAGCUGCACGGGAUGGAUGGGACAGGGUGGCACAGCCCCCCCCCCCGGGUGCCAUGGCAGGGGCUGUGCUGCCUCCAGCACAUCUUGGCAUCUCACAACCCAAAACCCACCAACCCCAGGUGAUGGAAAGCCGUGCCAUCCCUCCUCACACGUGCCCGGCUCUGUCUGGGGCACGGUGCCCCUGGGUUUGCGGCCCCCGCCGGGCUCGUCCCCCAUCACUGCUGCUGCGGGAGCUGCCGGGGGGCGACGAGGGAUGAUGUGGCGGUCCCUGUACCGGGGGUGGGACGGGACAGGCUGGCAGGGUCCUGCCGCCGGCAGCUCCAUCUGUCUACGCCGGCCACACACUCCCCUCUGCAUGGGCCACCCCGCAGGGAGCGUUCCACAGCCGGAGCACGAGAUGUAUUUUCCACCUAUUUUUGCACACUUUGCAACCUUGAUGUGUAAAGGUUUUAUUUGACUGCCAAGUGAAUAACCGAGUUGUUAACUUUAUAUACUUCUACGUUCAUAUAUUAAAACUCUAAUGUGAUUUUUUUUUUUUAAAUGAGAAGCCUGUAAAGCACAAAGUUGCCAUGAAACCCCGUCUGCCAUCCCAGACCUGCUGCUGCUGAACAGUUUCUUGCCAUUAAAAUUCACCAUCCCCAAUAAAAGUUGUUUACAAGAAAAAAAAAAAGAACCAAACCUGUUUAAAAUUGCGGUUUUAAACAGUUGGUGAGAUGCCCCCGUGGGGACCUGCUGCCCGUGCUGUGGGAAAAGCAGCGAUGGGGGGAACCGUGGGUGUGGGAUGCCCGAGGAUGCCGGGGUAGGACCCGCACCGAGCCCCGCAUCACCUGGAGAUGGGGUUGAGAAAGCCCUUCUGUGCCUGGAUGGGGUUUGGGGGUGAAUAUGUUGUUUGGGUUUUUUUUAAAUUGUUAUUUUUUUUGCCUGAUGUGCUGGCCCCAGGGCCCUGGGUGACCUGCCCAGGCACCGCCAGCCGAGGGGACAUCACGGGCUCGGGGAGGUGCCGCAAGGAAAAAGCUGUAAGCUUGACCCUUCCCAGCACGAACAGCAAUGUCUCUGAGGCUUUUUUGGGGUUGUUUUGGAUUAUUUUUUUUUUUACUUAUUAAUUUUUUAUCUCUCUGGUUAAGGCAGAUAGAUAGAUGUUUUAUUUAUUUCCAAUUGUAACUUAGCUUGCCAAAAAUAUCAUUGAAAUGAAUAAAAGCAGGAAGGUCUUGCAGGCUAACAAGCGAGCGCGGCUGAAGUACAAGAGCACACGAUGGGUCCGUGCCACCUUUUAGAGCCUCAAGAUGCUGAGAUACCUCCAGAAAUGCCAAGGGUUAAUAGAUUUAAUUGCCUAGGUUUCAGACAGAUGAUGUUCUAAUCCCCACUUAGCUGUCAAGGGAGAGCGGAACAAAGCAGUGGUACAAGUUAAAAAAAAAAAAAAAAAAAAAAAAAAAAUUAAACCAAACCCCAAGCAGUGUGCGCGAUGGGAUUAUCUGCACGUGUUUCGCUGCGCAGUACAUAACAGGUUUUAAUAUAUAUUUUUUUUGCAUUUGCCUGGCUGCGGGGGCUGCGGGCGCCGAGCAGCUCCGUGGUUCUCGGCCCCUUCUUUCCAUGUGCCAAAUGCCCCGGGGCAGCCCCGGCGCCCUGUGCCACCGUCCCCGACAGCGGCUGCCACCGCCGGAGCUUUGGGCGCUGCCUGGGCACUCGGAAUUCUUAAUUCCAGGCGAUAAUUAACGUAAGAGGAAACCCGCCUACCAAAAGGAGUACAGACUAGCCGUGGUUUGCGAUACUAUGAAAAUAACGAGCCUCGCAAUUACUGUAUUUUGACAACGCUUCUGUUUGUUUAAUGUAUAAAUAUAUGUAUUUAAAAGGAGAGCUGUGUGUAUAAACCAUCCGCGUUUUUGCAUACAUCCUUUCUAUGGUGUAAAUUUAUAGCAGACAUUCUAAUGGGAUGUUGAAAUAAAUACUGUAGAUACUUACCUGUGGUCAACGCAAGUCUAAGAACAAACCGUUAAUUAUUUUUUUUUUUUUUCUAAUGCUUUAGACUCAGUUACGAUACUAAUGUAAAAACAAAAGCCUUUUAUUUUUGUAACGGCCCUGGGAAGGUUGAUGCGCCGAGGAGGGGUGUCUCUGCUGGGGAGGACCCCCCCCGGGAGCCGGCCUGGCACAAACCCCUCUCCGGCACGUUUCAGGGGAGGGAAACAACCGCUGACAAGAAACUUCUUAGAAAAAUACGAUUUUUUUUUUUUUUUUUGGAAGGAAAAAAAAGUCGUGUUCCAAGGCAGAGACAUGACAGGCCCUGGGGGAAGCGCGGAAACGAGGAUGGCUGCGAUAUUUUCAGGUUUACCAGCAAACGGCCCCAUCGCAUGUGAGGUGCCCACGACCGGUUUCGUACACUAAAUACGGACUAAACCCCUAUAGCGUGCAUUAAAGUAAAAAAAUCAAAUAUUCAAACAAAUGUUAAGAGUAUAUUUAUUACCCUUUUUUUACUUCAACCUAUAGAGAACAUGACAGUUUUAUUUCCCUGGAGAGGGAGGGAGACCUGCCAUCUCUCGCGCCCGGCUCGCGCAGGGGUUUGGAUCAGCGAGAGCGGAGGAUCCCCCCCUUUCUCCCCGGAGCCGAGUGCGCCGGGCGCUGGGGACAGCCCACCCGAGGCGGUUUUCUACAACUCUUGUGAAAAUGAAAAUAAAAGAGCUGCAUGCAGCAAGAGUAGAGACUGCUGUCUGGGGUUUUGUGUUGUGUUGUUUUUUUUUUUCUGGGAACAAAACUUUUAUUUUAAAACCCACGGCAAAACGUGGCUUUAGAGCAACUUCUGAGCCCGCAUUUCCAUCUUCCAGCAUCUUCCAAAGCUGGGGCACAUGAAAACUACUUUUUUUUUUUAACCUCAGUUGUCAAAAAACGGGACACGUUAGAUUUGCUGUUGUGCUACAAUAACAGCGUAACUCCAACAUUGUGUUUAACGGCCAUUCGUUUGAUUUAUUUAAUCCUUAUUUUCUAUGAUUCAACAAAUGUAUUAAAUUUCGCGGCUAUUUAAUUGGAAUUUUUUUUUUUUUUUAAACUGA